This is a messenger RNA of Octopus sinensis (East Asian common octopus), 1244 nucleotides long. Its product is annotated as zinc finger protein 239-like. NCBI's taxonomy places the organism in Eukaryota, Metazoa, Mollusca, Cephalopoda, Octopoda, Octopodidae. Bases 135 to 1043 code for a protein of 302 amino acids. The record is from RefSeq and is a predicted model, not a curated record. The transcript is spliced from 2 exons. Gene Ontology annotation, molecular function: DNA-binding transcription factor activity, RNA polymerase II-specific; RNA polymerase II cis-regulatory region sequence-specific DNA binding. Gene Ontology annotation, biological process: regulation of immune system process; regulation of cytokine production; negative regulation of transcription by RNA polymerase II. Gene Ontology annotation, cellular component: transcription regulator complex; PcG protein complex.
AUAUUAUAUAUAUAUAUAUGAUAUGUUUUCUACACCUGUGAACAAGGGCCCGUGCUGUUCAACCCAGAAACAGAGCCGCGAUAGAUUAUAUUCGCAGACAUCUCUCAGCUUUUAAGAAUUCUUGGAGAAUUAAUAUGGAAGACGUUAACCACCUGGAGUCUUCAAAUGCAACUGCUUUUAGUAAUAUAGAUAUAGUUACGCAGACGGAUAGAGAUGGGAGACCUUUAUGUAGUGGAAUGUUUACUAACCAACGGUCGUUGUAUGAGAAUAUUCCUGAUUAUCGCUGUGAGAUUUGUAAGAAAACGUUCUCUUCAGAACGUGACGUCUUUACACACAAAGAAAUACACCUUAAGGGAAAACCCCUUAAUUGUGAAAUCUGUGGGAAAUAUUUUGCCAAAAACCGUGAUUUAACAACACACAUAGGAAUUCACACUGGGGAAAAACCUUAUCACUGUGAAAUCUGUGGGAAAUAUUUUGCCAAAAACCGCGAUUUAACAACACACAUACGAAUUCACACUGGGGAAAAACCUUAUCACUGUGAAAUCUGUGGAAAAUCUUUCUCUCAUAAUUCUAGCCUUGUCAUUCACAUACGAAUCCACACGGGAGAAAAGCCUUAUCCUUGUGAAAUCUGUGGUAAAUCGUUCGCUGAUAAUUCCAGCCUCGUCGCUCACCAAAGAGUACAUUCUGGAGAAAAACUGUUCAAUUGCGAGAUCUGUGGUAAAUCGUUUGUCUUUAAAAGUGAUUUAAACAGACACAAACGGAAACACACGGGAGAGAAACCCUAUCGCUGUGAAAUCUGUGGUAAAUCCUUCUCUGAUCAUUCCAGCCUCUUAGUUCACCGACGAAUCCACACGGGUGAAAAGCCGUAUCGUUGCCAGAUAUGUGGGGUGUCUUUCUCAGUUAAUUCCAGCCUUGUACGUCACCGGAAAAUUCACACUGGGGAAAAACAGUUCCACUGUGAAGUCUGUGGAAAGUCCUUUAUAUCUAACAGUGAUUUAAACCGACACAAACGAAUUCAUACUGGAGUGAAAAAACUAUCGUGAAAUCAGUGCAGAAUCUUUUGUCUCCAAUGCAUGAUUUAAGAAGACACACAAGGAUAUAGAUUGGAAAGAAACUCAAUUUCAUUGUAAACGAUGUGGAAAAUUAUUCAUACAGACACCCUUGUGUUAUCUGCAGCUGUACAAUAAGAACAAGAUUCAAGUUUAAUAUUUCUGAAAAUAUUUAUUUGUCAUAAUGAAAGAAAG